Arabidopsis thaliana (thale cress) is the source of this 1924-nucleotide messenger RNA. RefSeq names its product Mitochondrial substrate carrier family protein. Lineage: Eukaryota; Viridiplantae; Streptophyta; Magnoliopsida; Brassicales; Brassicaceae. The coding region runs from base 604 to 1554 and encodes 316 amino acids. Gene Ontology annotation, biological process: transmembrane transport. The record is from RefSeq and is marked reviewed. The transcript has 6 exons. Gene Ontology annotation, cellular component: membrane.
CUAAAAUCUAGAAGCCAGUCCCGCACGGUGGCUUUUAAGCCCAAAUCAAUGCCCCUUUGAUUGAGAGAUCUGAAAUUUAGGACUCAAAAAGUUUGUUGCUGACCAAACGCGAAACUUUGAUUAAAAACGCGUUUGCGUUUUAAAAUUCUCCUGUGUUUGUGUAUGUGUGGAAAAUUAAUUUCUUCUCCCGACGAAUCCCAAAAGUUUGUUGAAAUUUGCCUCCAAGAAAUCUGCAAUUAGAAAUUUCAUUUCGCCGUCAUCGUCUUCUUCUUCUGAUUCUGAUUAAUUCCAGAUGUCUUCCUGAGUCUUACGGAGAUUAGGUCAUUUUCGCCUCGACUCGAACUCUGUCUCGCAGCUUCCGUGAGAGAGUCAUGGACACGCCACCGACUUCUCGUAUCGCAUCUUUUGGUCAGACGGAGAUUAACUGGGACAAGUACGUUCUUCAUUUUCCUCCUCAAUUUCCAUCGAUUGAUCCGCUUGUUUUCUAGUUUUGAUUGAUUCUCUGUGGCGUUGUUGUUAUUAGUCCGAACUUUGUUUAUUGUUGUUUCGAUCCAGUUUUUGUGAUUCUGUGAUUGGUUUCUUCGGUGGAUUUAUCGACAUGAAAUGGAUAUCGCUCGUUGUUUUGACGGAAUCAUUUCGUGGAGACUUGACAAAAGGAGGUUCUACAUUAAUGGAGCUGGCCUCUUCACUGGUGUUACAGUAGCUCUGUAUCCUGUAUCCGUUGUGAAAACAAGGCUUCAAGUUGCUUCUAAAGAGAUUGCUGAGAGAAGUGCCUUUUCUGUAGUUAAAGGAAUUUUAAAGAAUGAUGGUGUUCCUGGUCUGUACCGAGGUUUUGGUACUGUCAUUACAGGUGCUGUACCUGCAAGAAUCAUAUUUCUAACUGCUCUUGAGACCACUAAGAUUUCUGCUUUUAAGUUGGUUGCACCUUUGGAGUUAAGUGAACCUACACAAGCCGCCAUUGCAAAUGGAAUUGCUGGCAUGACAGCAUCUCUUUUCUCACAGGCUGUGUUUGUCCCAAUUGAUGUUGUUAGCCAAAAGUUGAUGGUACAAGGAUACUCAGGUCAUGCUACAUAUACUGGUGGUAUCGAUGUUGCCACAAAAAUCAUUAAGUCAUAUGGUGUAAGGGGAUUAUACAGAGGGUUUGGUCUGUCUGUUAUGACCUAUUCUCCUUCAAGUGCCGCUUGGUGGGCUAGCUAUGGAUCAAGCCAACGUGUUAUCUGGAGAUUCUUAGGUUAUGGUGGUGACUCGGAUGCAACUGCUGCUCCUAGUAAGUCAAAAAUUGUUAUGGUCCAGGCUGCUGGAGGAAUUAUUGCUGGUGCAACAGCAUCCUCAAUUACAACACCAUUAGACACAAUCAAAACGCGACUGCAGGUCAUGGGACAUCAAGAAAAUAGACCUUCAGCGAAACAAGUGGUGAAAAAACUGCUAGCAGAAGAUGGCUGGAAAGGAUUCUAUAGGGGUUUGGGCCCAAGAUUCUUUAGCAUGUCGGCUUGGGGAACCUCGAUGAUAUUGACUUACGAAUACUUAAAGCGUCUGUGUGCAAUAGAAGAUUAGAAAGCUUCACUACUGUUCGUUGGUUUUUCUCCUUCUACUAACUCGAGUAGACGGCAUCACCUUGAUUCAAAUCUCGGCUAUUGGGAGCUUCCAUGUUGACAAUUGGACCAUUCUUUCAACUUUGAAGUCUGAGUUCCGUUAUUGUAAUCAUUCUUUCAACUUAAUUUGCGUAUUGGAGUGUAUUCUUACAGCAGAAGAAAUUCUAGCUUACGUUCUUCUGCUUUAUGUAGCUUCUGAGAUUUAAGAAGCUUCAAAACAAUGCAAUCACUUCAUGAAAUCUUAUAGUCGUACGGAUGUACGUGUUAUCGUAACAGUCAAAAUUUGAGUUGUUGCAAAUGGCUUCUCAUUUGCAUAACUGUCUUCACAAAGU